GUUAAAAGCUGCCCGUCCUGCACUGAAACACGUUUUUCUUCAGACCUGAACAGCAUCAGCUUUUUCUCUUCCAAAGCCAGAGUCUUCCGUGCAGGUCCAGUCCCGAGAUGAGCAGGUACUCGCAGUAUUCCAAGAGCAAAAGCCCCAGCCAGGCCGUGGAGGACAGCAAGAAGAAAACAUCCCUCCUCAAAGACAACAGCUGGAUCAAGAGAGACUCGGAUGAGGACGAACCCGUCGACCGGGACCCCAACUUUGGCAGGACCAUUUUGAGCCGCUACCGAUCCAGUGAAUCUGUUGCCAGCUCGGAGCCGGACGGAGUAAAAACCAGCAGACCUAAAAGCACGCCAUCAUCCGUGCAAGCUCUCUCCAAGAGGUUCAGUGCGAGUCAGGAUGAGCUGAGGACCAGCAGCACCCUCCCAUCCAGCAGCACCCUCCCAUCCAGCAGCACCCUCCCAUCCAGCAGCACCCUCCCAUCCAGCAGCACGCUCCCAUCCAGCAGGGCCCCUCCCCCGUACACCAGGAGGAGCACGACUGCUGCAGCAGAGGAGCCAAAGACGAGCACUAAAACCACCACAGUGGUCAAGAACGGAGACACCACCGAGACGACCGUCACCACCACCAAGACUGUCAAACCUGCGGAGGUGAAAUCUCCCACCAAGACCGACACGUUCACCCAGCGGGUCCUCUCCUCCAGCAAAGGGUCGCAGUACUCCACCUACUCUCCCACCAGAACCACUAAAGUCCCAGAGAAAACCGUUUCCAGCCCUAAAGAAGCUGAGAAAAAACUGUACGACACACUCAUCCCCUCAUCCCUGAAGGACGACCCCCCCACCAAAAACAGAGCUGAGAAAAAACUGUACGACACACUCAUCCCCUCAUCCCUGAAGGACGACCCCCCCACCAAAAACAGCAAAACAACAGUCACCACGACCGAGACGGUGACGGUGAAAAGCAGCCCUGACAAAGACGCCGAGGACAAACUCUACGACUCUCUCAUCCCCAAAUCCAUCAAAACCGACGUCCCAAAGAGCAAAACGCCGGUGUCCAGCACUGAAACGGUGACGGUGAAAAGCUCCCCCGACAGCGAUGGUUUUAAAAAUAAAACUAAAACACGGACUUCCUCCACGGCCGAGGAUGAGCUGUACGGCACGCUGCUGCCUAAAUCCAUCACGUCUGAUCCCCCCUCCUCGCCCAGAACCAGCAUCACCAGGAGAGAAGUCGGCCCCGUGAAAAACAGCAAAGGAGGAGAGAGUCCAACUGUGACUUCGCCUUCCUCCACGCGAACCAUCAGCUACGGCUCGUACCCCGACGACGUUCCCUCCUCCCGGCCAAGUUCCUACAGCAGCAGCGACCGUAAAUCCUACUCUUACUCCAGACCCGACUCCAGUUACAGCAGCAGCGUCACCAGCCCCACGGCCUUCACCUCCCCGUCGUACCGGAGCAGCAGGUCCGACGUGUCUUCUGAACGGCCGGUGCUGGAGAAAGACCUGUGCUCCUCCUGCCACAAACCCUUCACCGCCGACGCCAAGAUGGUCCUGGAGGACAUGAGGAUCAACUGCCACGCCACCUGCUUCAAGUGUGACGUGUGCGACAGCACCCUGGGUAAUCUGAAGGCCGGGGACACCAUGUGGAUCUACAAGCGCAUGGUUCACUGCGAGAGCUGCUUCGACAUCACCAGAGAAAAGUGGCGACGUUGAGGCUCCAGGAUUCUUCACAUGUUUGAUUGGAGGAUCUCACAGUUACAGGAUGGAUUUGACUGUUUAACGACGUUAAAAACCUACGAUGGCAGCGGUGUUGUUCUGGUGGUGUUGUGGUGUAGCUGGGCCUGCAUCACCUCUAUAUGGGUUCUUAUAUUCUUUUUUUUUGUGAUCAACUGUUUUUUAUUUUUUGUUGAUGCAUACAAUUAAAUCGAACAAUUAUGCACGCAAUUGUAUAGCACCUUUAAAUCACCCGUCCCCCCACCAGCCACCCUGUAGCGAUAUAUAUUUUUAAUGUCCUGGGUCACGCACCAUGAAUUCUUGCCACUGAAAGUCCCAUAUGUGAAAUGUCCAUAAACAGAUUAAACCAGUAGAUGAUGUGGUGGUUUCCAUCGAAGAGCAAGCAUUUUUCUAGCGGCUGUUAAUCCUGACAGGCACACAACUUUUUCUUUGUAAUGUAAAUUUAACUGAGAGUCAUCAUUAAUCAGAAGCACUCUGGGAGAACAUGCCUUUCCAGUGACAUUGGAUAUAUAUAUAUAUAUAUAUAUAUAUAUAUAUAUAUAUAUAUAUAUAUAUAUAUAUAUAUAUAUAUAUAUAUACACUGACUUUUUGCCAGAAUGAUAAUACAUGUGAAGGAAUGGGUUCUUAUAUUCUCUUGCUGGGAGUCUGCAGCUUUCCCAGGGAUUCUUGUGAGCGGCGUGACGGGGAAUGUGAUGCUGUUGAGGGCCGGGGGCUUUCUCUCUGUGCAAUAAAGCCAAUGAUAAUGUGUUUAUAUAACCAAAAUAAAUUAAUACAAAUUACUAU
Messenger RNA from Cololabis saira (Pacific saury), 2501 nucleotides. It is a transcript of the gene scel, whose product is annotated as sciellin. NCBI's taxonomy places the organism in Eukaryota, Metazoa, Chordata, Actinopteri, Beloniformes, Belonidae. Bases 108 to 1697 code for a protein of 529 amino acids. The transcript has 26 exons. Gene Ontology annotation, cellular component: cytoplasm. The record is from RefSeq and is a predicted model, not a curated record. Gene Ontology annotation, biological process: epidermis development.